UGAUUUUUCCAGUGUAUUCCAUUUUGCAAGUUGCAAUUUGCUAAUUGCUUAUUAAUAAUAAAUAAAUUUGUUAUUAACUUAUUUAUUCAAAGUAUUGCUCUCAAGUGUAUUUAUUAUAUUUUAACAUGUCGUCGGAUCCUUUAUUUGGAUGGGAUCUAACAUUUAAAACCAUCGAAAGAGAUGUAAAACAAAAAUCGGAUAUUGUUAUUGCCUUUAUCCACUGGAAUUUAACAAAACGAGGCUUUCGAAAUAUCGGGAUCGGUGAUGAACAUACACUUACAGGAAAUGAGGUCAAAAGUGAGCUACUGCCUACAGGAUGGAAUGAAAGCGAUAAAUAUACUCUUCGCUAUGUGUUUGAAGAGAAGCUGUAUAUAGUGCAUGGUCUGAAAAGUGAUGGAAACCUUAUUGUAAACUUAAUGAGAUCAGAAGACUUGGCAGUUUCAAACUUAGCAAUCAAAAUAGAAGAGACAGUGCAAGAAACAAUGGGAUCUAUUGACAAACUGCUGCCUGGAUACAAAGAGUUGAUGCACAACAUCAAGAGAGAUCUCAUUGACACCAUUAUAGACCGACCAACUACUACAGCACAGACACAAACUGCUCAAACAAUUCCAGGUACACCAAAUAUCAGAAAUCCAAGUAAUAAUGAGCCACCAAGAUUUUAUUCUGGAGUUCCUCCAGGGAAUUUAUGGGAUUUGCCACCUAACGAUGUGCGAAAUGUUGGCCGAUCGGAUCUCGACCCGUUUGCGGCGCCCGGUGCGGGCGGUGGAAUGAUCUUCAACCCUUUCAGCCCUGGCAGGGAUAUCGAGAACCCGGGAUUAGGCAUUCCUGGUGGACUCCCUAGAGGUGCAGUACCACCCGGAGCUCGGUUCGACCCGUUCGGCCCGCCCGGCGUCGGCGUGCCUCCCGGCAGACGACCCCCGCCACCAGACUCCGACCAUUUCCCACCCCCUGGCUUCAAUGAUCACAUGUUUAUGUAAUAAUAAUAAUAAGCAUCGAUAUAAUAUUAAACCUACAUUAUAAUCUGUAUCUAACAAUAAAUUUAUAUUGUUCCAAGUUUCAA
This is a messenger RNA of Bicyclus anynana (squinting bush brown), 1060 nucleotides long. RefSeq names its product proteasome inhibitor PI31 subunit (gene PI31). Lineage: Eukaryota; Metazoa; Arthropoda; Insecta; Lepidoptera; Nymphalidae. Gene Ontology annotation, molecular function: endopeptidase inhibitor activity; proteasome binding. Bases 126 to 977 code for a protein of 283 amino acids. The record is from RefSeq and is a predicted model, not a curated record. The transcript is spliced from 6 exons. Gene Ontology annotation, biological process: proteasome-mediated ubiquitin-dependent protein catabolic process.